Messenger RNA from Ostreobium quekettii, 768 nucleotides. The record is from the annotation of a GenBank genome assembly. NCBI's taxonomy places the organism in Eukaryota, Viridiplantae, Chlorophyta, Ulvophyceae, Bryopsidales, Ostreobiaceae.
AUGGCGGGGGAAGGCCUGGCCAGCAGCAUUAGCCACGUUUUCAUAGAUCUCGACGACACCAUGUAUGUCAACCCCGUGGUUCCUGCCAUCGUGAAGCGCAGGAUUAUUGAAUACAUGACUCAGCGCUUGGCAGUGCCCCCGGAUGAAGUCGAGAAGCUGUGCUCCGACCUGCACGCAGAGUACGGAACGACGCUCUGUGGAUUGCUGGCAACAGGGUAUGACAUUGACGUAGAGGAAUGGCAUCAGUUCGUGGAGGGCACUCUUGAUUACGGCAAACUGAUACAUCGGGACCCCACUCUCCGAGAUAUGCUUUGCCGGAUUCAGCAACCCAAAUAUGUUUUUACAAAUGCUGACUACGCCCACACGCAGAAGUGCCUACAGUGUUUGGGUGUGGAAGACUGUUUCCAGGGAAUCGUUUGCUUCGAUUCCAUACAAAAGCUGGGCCAACAGAAGGGUCUGGCGGACCGCUCCAAAGUCAUCUGCAAGCCAUCACCAUUGGCUUUUGAGCUUGGGUUGGAGCAAACUGGCGCACAUGCAUGCACCAGUGUAUUCGUGGACGACAGCCAACGAAAUGUAGCUGGAGCCCGGUCUGUGGGCAUGUUAUCCAUUCUGGUGAGCGACAAAGGGAACCCUUGCCACACUGGUCUUGCCAUCAGGCACAUUCACGAGUUCCCAAGGGUGCUCCCACAACUGUUCGAUUGUGGCAGUGAACGAGAAGAGUUGGUCAUUCCAAACCCCAUCGCUUUGAUGGCUCCGAGCUCUUCAUAG